AGUGAAGACUACUCAGAGGGUGAAUGUGUUAUCAUCCAUGAAAUUUAUGAUUCUGAGGAUGCACAUGAACAGUUUGAAGCAGAUUUGGAACGAGCAUUGGAAAAUCAAUGCAAGAUGAUCGCCAUUGAGCCAACGGCAAUCGGAGAAGAGACAGCUAGGUGGAUCCAAGUAGGAAAUUGUUUACACAAGACGGCUGUUAUUGCUGGACUUGGUUGCUUUGUGAGCCCAUGGGUUUUGCCCAAAGCUCUUAAAGAACCCAUGAGCUUGGUCUGUGGUGGAAUUAGCUUCUUCUGUGCUGCUUUGUAUGGAGUCUCAUGGCAGUUUGAUCCAUGCUGCAAAUAUCAAGUUGAACAUGACACUAAGAAGUUGGCAAAAUUGCCACUUGGAAGCCUCACAUCCUCAUCGCCAAUUGUUCUUGUCAGAAAAGAUGAUAAAUAUCGAAAAAGACUUCAGAACUUGGUAGCUGGCUCAGCUUUCAUUUACUGCAGCUGGAAGGUUUAUGUGUGGUAUUUUGGUUGAUGUGGCCUAUUUCUCGUGUUCCUGUGUGCGAAUCAAAUAUUGGAAGCCUUGGAUAAACACAUAGCAAACAGUGUUGCUAAGGUCAGGACAUGUUACAGGAGCCAAUCAGGCCGACACUAUGGUUGAAUGUGGGGAUUUAUUGAACCAAGAUUAUUUUAUAAGGCAGUGUAUCUCAAAUUCAAUAAGUUAUUUAACAUCUGUGUCAUCCUUCAACAUGAUAGAAACAUUACAUUUUUUGCUCACCUUUUCACUUCCAAUCUGAACCUUGAUCUCUUUUGCCUAGUCAAAAUGGUUUACAGUUGUGGCAAAAGAUAACCAGAGAAGCAUGCAGUAAAGGACUAAACAUGUGUGGAUUUUAUUUAAUUUUAUUAUGCCCAAGUGUCAAGUAGGCAAAAAAUUUUCCACGGCAAGCAGCAAUGGCUGCCAGUGCAUUUACUGGUCUGCACUUACACAUAAAAGUUCUGUUGUGGCUACUUACUGGUACAUAUUAAAGAAGACUGUACAAUCCUAGCACAAAGAGCAUAUUAGAAUCACAUUAUUUAAUAUGUAAAAAGCCAGUUUCCAAGCCAAAGUUUAGAAUCACAGUCAAACCAUUUUUACUUCAAUCUAAUAGUGGCUGAAGUAGAAAUUCACAAAAAUUCCCAAUUUUCUUCUUGUGAAAAGCUCAAGAAAUGUAACUAAACAGUGCUUUGCAAAAGUUCUUCCAAAGAAGUUUGAGUGGAUACACCAUAGGAUUUUACUCAGAUUCAAGUUAGAAUGCCAAAUCAUUUCACGAAAACUUGAUCUAGGAGUGAAAGGGCUCAGUAAAAUCAUUGCAAUGUAAUCAUCGGUUAGCUUACAUUUACUGAAAAACAGAAAUGACUCUCUUUCAUGUUUCAAGUACAUAAUGAUGAGCCAGGGCUGUUCAUUAAGAAUUUCAAGGAGAAUAUGUUUUAAAAACCAGGGUUGGUACAGAGUCUUGAAUUCUUGAAAAAGACUUGAAAUUUAACUACACCUGGAAAAAAUCUGGAAAUUGAGAGAUAAAGUGUGAAAAUAAAUGGUGAUAAGUAGUGAGUUUUUUUUUUCAAAGCUACAACAAGUG
Molecule: messenger RNA, 1600 nt
Organism: Porites lobata
Lineage: Eukaryota; Metazoa; Cnidaria; Anthozoa; Scleractinia; Poritidae
Source: the annotation of a GenBank genome assembly